CUGCCUUCAUGAGUGGGGCCUUCGGAGCCAUCCCCAUCUUGUUGAGGCAACCGUCGGGAUACGGCCUGUCCCGCAUCACCGCGAGCUUGUACCUGGGCAAUGGCACCGCUGCCAAUAACAAGCUCCUGCUCUUCGCCAAUCAGAUCAGCACCGUCAUCAACGUGUCUGUGGAGGUGGCAAACACUUUCCACCCGCACAUUCAGUACCUGCACGCCCCGAUCGCCGACAGCCCUGCUUUCCGUAUCUGCGAUUACUUUGACCCCGUGGCGGACAGGAUCCACGCUGUGGACGUGCAGCAAGGCCGAACGCUGCUGCACUGCGCUGCGGGGAUCAGCAGGUCGGCCGCCCUGUGCCUGGCCUAUCUGAUGAAGUACCGCUCCAUGUCUCUGGUGAACGCCCACGCCUGGGUCAAGUCUUGCCGCCCCGUUAUCAGACCCAACUAUGGGUUCUGGGAACAGCUCAUCCAGUACGAGUAUAAACUGUUUGGUACAAACACAGUCCGCAUGAUCAGCUCUCCGCUGGGAAUGAUCCCCGAUCUCUAUGCGGACGAAGUGAGGAUAACCGUAGCCUUCUGACCAUAGCUGGCUUUACAACAUCCGGUCAAGGAGCCCCGAAGGAAAACUAAUCAUUGACAUCUAGAUCAUGCUUGGAACUUGGAAAAUAAACUCAUUAGACCAGCAAGGGCUGCAGCCUAGAGCUCCCUGCUGCUGCUAAAAAUAGAGGAGAUUAGCUGAUAAGGAGUAGGCUUUGGGUUUUUAAUAUAAAUAAAACCAACAAAAUGUAAUCUAUGCAGUUAGAGGUUCACCUGUCAGUCGUUUUGGGCUCUGGCGGGAGCUUUGGGAGCUGUGUUAAAGCUACAGCCUGUGUUUAGAAAGUGUCCUUUUAUCCCCAUGUAGCCAGAUGUUGGCAGGCUCCAGCUCUGUGUUCUGCAGUGGAUACCAGCUGCAACUCAGUGUCUGGAAAGUUGCCAACAGUAUUGUUUUUCUGAAUUAGAUUCUGAUGUGGUCUGACAAACUGCCCCCAGACCCCUUCUCAUUGCUGCACUGCACAGAUCCUAGGAAUGGAGCAAGUCACUGCAUCCCACAUCACAGAGAUGUAAGGAGUCCUUUCCUUUUCUGAUAUUAUCCCCUCCUCUUAUUACCUCCAACUCUUUUGCUUGAGGACAGCUGAGCUGAUCUCCCUUCAGAGAGAGCCGUACCAUUUAGGGAAGGUGCUGUUCAAGACCCUGAUUUCUCCCAUACCUGUAACUUCUCCUUAAGGUGCUUCCUUUGCAGCAGUGCCAUCCUUCAAAGGGAAAAAGGAAGCCAGGGUGUUGUAGGGAUGGUGAUGAUUACCUGAAGAUCAGCACCCAUCCUAAAAAUGAGAGGCCUGAUUCCCUGAGAUUCUGGGCACUUAGCUCAGCAGCUGUCAGGACCAGACCCUAUAUUUUUAAUGUUUAUCACUGCACAGUGAAUUCAUCAGGCCAUUGCUCUGGUUGUUUUGGCUUGGACCAUGACAGGUGCUGUUUCUGUUGGUAAUUAUUUGGUUUAGCAUCUGAGACUUGGGAUGGCAUGGAGUACCUCCUUGUUUUUAAAGGGAAGAUCUGUUUAGUCUCAAGACCUGAGAGUUGUUACAGAAAAUGAAGGACACCAUGUCCACUACAAGACCUCUCUAACCUGGCUAGUGAAGGUCUUUCACAGCUUCCUGUAAGUAUCAGAAGUGUAACCUUAUGUCUACUUGUUUCCAACACAGACUUUAACCAUGCUCUUGAACUGUAUAACAGCUCUGCUGCAGGGCAAGGCAGAAGCAUGGGUCAGGGACACUGUCUAGUCUUAUUCAAGGUGCUGAAGCUUGUGCAUCUUGGAGACUGUAACAAGGGGCCUUCUCGGGUCCGAUUUCCCAGUAGCCCACCCACCUGUUUCUGGGCUAACCACCCACCUUCUCGUCUGCCACACCUUGUAAUUAAUUAUUUAAUUGAUGUUAAUAAAGCAGGAGGUGCCCAUUUCUUGCCCUGA
Messenger RNA from Alligator mississippiensis (American alligator), 1994 nucleotides. It is a transcript of the gene DUSP18, whose product is annotated as dual specificity phosphatase 18. The record is from RefSeq and is a predicted model, not a curated record. Gene Ontology annotation, biological process: protein dephosphorylation. Gene Ontology annotation, molecular function: MAP kinase tyrosine/serine/threonine phosphatase activity. The transcript has a single exon. NCBI's taxonomy places the organism in Eukaryota, Metazoa, Chordata, Crocodylia, Alligatoridae. The coding region runs from base 9 to 575 and encodes 188 amino acids.